AUGGAACCAGAAAACCGAACCACAGUGUCAGAAUUCUUCCUCCUGGGACUCUCAGAGAAGCCUGAACAUCAGCCCCUCCUCUUUGGGCUGUUCCUGUCCAUGUACCUGGUCACCAUCACUGGGAACCUGCUCAUCAUCCUGGCCAUCAUCACCGACUCCCACCUCCACACGCCCAUGUACUUCUUCCUCGCCAAUCUGUCUCUGGUCGACAUCUUCUUCUCCACCACCACUGUCCCCAAAAUGCUGGCCAACAUCCAGACCCAGGGCAGAGCCAUCCCCUUUGCAGGCUGCCUGGUGCAGAUGUACGCAUUCCACUUGUUUGGCACCAUGGACAGCUUCCUCCUGGCCGUGAUGGCCAUUGACCGCUUCGUAGCCAUUGUCUACCCUCUGCGCUACUCGAUCCUCAUGAGCUCCCGUGUGUGUGGGCUGUUGGUGGGGGGACCAUGGGUGAUCACCAACCUCCAGUCUCUAGUGCACACCUGCCUUAUGGCCCAGCUGACCUUCUGUGAUGGCUCUGAGAUCCCCCACUUCUGUGACCUCAUGCCGCUGCUGAAGCUCUCCUGCUCAGACACACACACCAACGAGCUGGUCAUCUUUGGUUUUGGCAUUGUCAUGGGCUUCAGCCCACUGUCCUGCAUCCUUCUCUCUUAUGUCUGCAUCUUCCGGGCCGUGUUGAAGAUCCCUUCUGCCCAGGGCAAGUGGAAAGCCUUCUCCACCUGCGGCUCCCACCUCACUGUGGUGUCACUGUUCUACGGGACCAUUUUUGCCGUGUACCUACAGCCCGCUUCGCCCGCCUCCUCGCAGAAAGACAAGGCUGCGGCCCUGAUGUGUGGGGUGGUCAUCCCCAUGCUGAACCCCUUUAUCUACAGCCUAAGAAACAAGGACAUGAAGGUGGCUCUAAGGAAGCUCCUAGGCAAAGCAGCCCCCUCUCAUUCCUAG
Echinops telfairi (small Madagascar hedgehog) is the source of this 939-nucleotide messenger RNA. RefSeq names its product olfactory receptor 1I1. The transcript has a single exon. Lineage: Eukaryota; Metazoa; Chordata; Mammalia; Afrosoricida; Tenrecidae. Gene Ontology annotation, molecular function: G protein-coupled receptor activity; olfactory receptor activity. Bases 1 to 939 code for a protein of 312 amino acids. The record is from RefSeq and is a predicted model, not a curated record. Gene Ontology annotation, biological process: G protein-coupled receptor signaling pathway. Gene Ontology annotation, cellular component: membrane.